AUGGUCGUGAUGGUAAUGGCCGUUGUGUGCGCCAUGAUCCUCAUCCGGACUGUGCGCCGCGACCUGGCCCAGUACGAGGAGCUCCUCAUGGAUGGCGGCACCAGUGCCGCAGACCUCAAGGAGGAGGCAGGGUGGAAGAUGGUCUCGGGCGACGUGUUCCGCUGCCCAAGCAACCCCAUCGGCCUUGCUGUGCGCUUUGGCUCUGGCGUCCAGAUCAUAUCCACAUGUGCAGUGACUCUGCUCUUUGCAGCCGUGGGUUUCCUGUCCCCUGCGGCUCGUGGCUCGCUGCUGACGGCACUGCUGGUGCUGUACAUGCUGCUGGCUGUGGGGGCAGGCUUUGCCGGCGUGUGGUUGUGGGGGCUGCUGAUGCGCACUUAUGAGGGCUGGAAGGCUGUGUGCUGGAGGGUUUCGGUGUACUUCCCCGGCACCACACUGCUGGUCCUGACCAUGCUGAACCUGCUCAUCAAGCACACGGGGUCCACAGGUGCCAUCCCAGCCUCGACUUACUUCUCCAUCCUCUUCCUGUGGUUCCUGGUGUCCAUCCCCCUGACCUUCUUCGGGGGCUACAUGGCCGCGCGAGUGUCCAUCCGAGAGUACCCUGUGCGCACCAACCAGAUCCCCCGCCACAUUCCCGCCCCGCCCCUCUCCACCAACCCCUGGCUGCUCUUCCUGGUGUCUGGUCUCCUGCCCUUUGGCACUCUUUUCCUGGAGCUGUACUUCAUGAUGACAUCGAUGUGGAUGGGCUAUUACUACUACCUGUUCGGCUACCUGGCCAUGAUCCUCAUCUUGACCAUCAUAAUCACGAUCGAGGUGUCUGUGCUGUGCACCUACGUGCAGCUCUGUACGGAGGACUAUCACUGGUGGUGGCGCUCCUUCACCCGUGGCGGCAGCAUCGCCUUGUACCUGAUGAUGUACGCUGCGAUCUUCCUGUACACCAUGCUGCACAACCUGGAUGGCUUCCUGCCCUUCACGCUCUACACGUCCUACAUGGGCAUCGUGGUGUGGGGCACUUACCUGGCCAUGGGCACCGUCGGCUUCAUAUCUUCCUUCGCCUUCAACUACUUCAUCUUUGCCUCCGUGAAGGUCGAUUGA
Ostreobium quekettii is the source of this 1092-nucleotide messenger RNA. NCBI's taxonomy places the organism in Eukaryota, Viridiplantae, Chlorophyta, Ulvophyceae, Bryopsidales, Ostreobiaceae. The record is from the annotation of a GenBank genome assembly.